GGUUUCAGUUCAGGCAGAGAUCGGGGGAAGACAAGCAACCCGAAUUUGGGUUUCUAUUCAAAGCCAGCUGGUCUGGCUUUAAUUUCAUGCAGGAAAUUUCCUAUAAGCUAAUUCUAGGUCUUUUUUGUUUGGUCUUCUUUUUCUACUAAUAUUACAUUUGUUUUCCACUUUUUUUAACUUUUUUUUUAAUUUUUAAUAUUUGAUUGAGCUGGGCCUCAGCUGGUGCUGCAGGGCGUAACUUCCUGGGGAAGCAGAGAAAAGGCACGGGUGCCAACAAAAGACAACCUCAAGCAUUGUGAACAGUGAAAGCAACUCUACAAUGAACUGCUGGCAGACCGCAUAGAGAGUGAAGGCACGGAAGACGGAAGACGAAGGAACGCUGAACGUGGUACAGAUGCUGGAAUCUUUGAGCUGAUUGGAACAAAUAGAAAGCAAGAGAAAAGACAGAUAAAGGAAGAGCUGCAGAGUGAAAGGAAAGAGGAAAUAGAAGAAGAAAGAGGAGAGAGAAGAAAGGUUCAAGUUCUUUAGAAAGAGGAGAGAAAGAAAAAGACGGGGACGAUGGGGAGGAAAAAGAUUCAGAUCACACGGAUUAUGGAUGAACGCAACAGACAGGUGACAUUUACAAAGCGAAAGUUUGGCCUGAUGAAGAAGGCGUACGAGUUGAGCGUGCUGUGUGACUGUGAAAUUGCCCUGAUCAUCUUCAACAGCACCAACAAGCUGUUCCAGUACGCCAGCACAGACAUGGACAAGGUCCUGCUGAAAUACACCGAGUACAAUGAGCCACAUGAGAGCAGGACCAACUCUGAUAUUGUGGAGACAUUGAGAAAGAAGGGCCUAAACGGCUGUGACAGCCCAGACCCCGACGCAGACGACUCGGUUGGCCACAGCCCCGAGUCCGAGGACAAGUACAGGAAAAUAAACGAGGACAUUGAUCUGAUGAUCAGCAGACAGAGACUGUGUGCAUUGAGCAAGAAGGAGAACAAGGGCGGCGAGAGCCCGGAGCUCGAGUCUGCUCUCAUCCUCACCCCACGCACUGAGGAGAAAUACAAACAGAUUAACGAGGAGUUUGAUCACAUGAUAAAAACUCAUAAUAUACCUCAGGCUGUGCCCCCAUCGAACUAUGACAUGCCCGUAUCCAUUCCCGUUAGCAACCAGAACAAUCUAAUCUACAGCCAUCCCGGCGGAUCCCUAGGCAACCACAAUCUGUUGCCACUGGCGCACCAUGGCCUACAAAGAAACAGCAUGUCUCCUGGAGUGACACACAGACCCCCCAGUGCAGGUAACACAGGUGGCCUCAUGGGUGCUGACCUCACCACUGGCGCAGGCACCAGUGCUGGAAAUGGAUAUGGGAACCACCGCAACUCGCCUGGUCUGCUGGUUUCUCCAGGCGGAAUGAACAAGAACAUGCAGGCUAAGUCUCCUCCACCCAUGAACCUCGGCAUGAACAACCGCAAACCUGACUUACGUGUGCUCAUCCCCCCUGGCGCCAAGAACAACAUGCCCUCAAUCUCUGAGGAUGUUGAUCUGCUAUUGAACCAGAGAAUAAACAACUCUCAGUCCGCUCAGUCACUGGCUACCCCCGUGGUAUCAGUAGCAACGCCCACUCUACCUGGACAAGGCAUGGGAGGUUACCCAUCUGCCAUCUCUACUUCUUACGGUACCGAAUAUUCCCUGAGCAGUGCAGACCUGUCCUCGCUGUCUGGCUUCAACAGUGGCAGCUCCCUGCACCUUGGCUCGAUGAGUGGGUGGCAACAACAACACCUUCAGAACAUGCAACAUUCAGCCCUUGGCCAGCUAGGAAAUUGCUCUAGCUCUCACUUAUGUCAGGGUUCAAAUCUCUCCCUGCCCUCUGCUCAAAGCCUGCACAUCAAGUCCGAACCUGUUUCUCCUCCUAGAGAUCGCACCAGCAGCACACCGGGGGGCUACGGUGGUGGGGUGCCACCUCCCCAGAACCCCCCGUCCCGCCAGGACUCGGGACGCUCCCCUGUUGAUAGCCUGAGCAGUUGUAGCAGCUCCCACGAGGGCAGCGACCGCGAUGAGCACAGGAAUGAGUUCCACUCGCCUCUGGGACUGACCCGGCCUGCCCUGGACGAGCGCGAGAGUCCCUCCAUCAAGCGGGUCCGCCUUUCAGAAGGAUGGGCGACAUGAUUGCCCUGUCCUCUACCCCGGCAGAGCCCCAAGUUACCCGGAGCCGUCGACAAUGCAGCAUUGCGGUGCCCCAAAGUCAGCUCCCCCCUUCUCCUCCUCCUCUCGCUAGAUGUCAAUCACCACCCAACCCCAUUGGACUCUCUCCUUUUUUUCUGUAAUGCUGAAGGAAAGAAAAAGGGACAACCCUUUUCAACAAAAAAAAUGUUUGUAAUUUCUUUUUCCUUUUUUUAUUUUCCCUUUUUUUUCUUGGCUGAGUGUGUGCGUGUGCUAUACAUAUUGACAUUAUAUAAACCAGUGGGGUGUUACAACGGGGUUUUGGGAGGGCGGCUGUUGGUUGGGAAGGGAUUUUAGGGUGUUUUUGUUGGGGAACUAUGCAUAAAUUGUACUGUGUGUGGAUAAAAAGAAUCACGUAUGCGUUUAUCUUUACACGCGUGUAUGUGUACAGAUAUGCAUAUCAGCAAAUAAAAAAAAUUAGUCAGGUACUUUGUCUCAAAAAAACUUACUUAAAAUUUGCCUCAGCGAUAUUUCAGUGAUACAAAAAAGAAAGAAAAAAAACAAAAAAAAAACAUUUCCAUAUUUCCGUGAGAGUGAGUGUGUCCGACCGGAAAACACCUUUCGCACUUGAGUUGGACAAACCGUACGUGUGUACAGUAUCAGUUUCAUUGCUACUAUUUUACCUUCUCCGCAGUUCUCCCUUGCAAAAAUGUGUGUUAACAUUAGAUGAUGUCAUGUUGCAGGUUCAACGUAUUUAUGUAAAUAGUGGGUUAAGGGCGGGGGAAGGGCAGGGCUCAAAAGUUGCCAGACAUUUCAAGAUUUAUUAACUCACGAAAUGAAAAGCUAUUAUGCAACAUUUGAAGGAUUGUACAGGUAAACAGGCGACCCCGAUGCUAGUUGCGUGGCACCUUUGAUGAUUAUAACGCUCCUCUUAAAGAACGGAGUGAGGACCACCAUUUGAUCUGAGAGCUGCGUUGGUGUAAUCAAGAUAACUCUGGAUCUAGUAUUAACUUCUCAGUAUUGAUAAACAAAAAAGAAAAAAAAAACAAUUGUACGAUACACUUGCUUAUAUUUUCAUAUGAAAGGAAUACAAUGCAAAGCAUUUUUGUGGCUUUUUGUAGUUUCUAUAAGCCAGAAUGUGUUUUUUCAUAGCUUUGCUAAUUAAGAGAUGGAUAGUUCACCCAGAGGGGAAAUGACAGGGCUGCAGAGCCCCAAGCCAUGAAAAACAGACUGAGAUCCAAUGCUUUGCUGAACUGUUUUAUCUUUGUAGAGGUUUGUUUUUAAACGUGUAUUUCUAAUUAUAUAUAAUAAUGGUAAUAUUAAGAAUCUUUAAACAAAAAAAAACAUCUGUGAAAUUAACAUGCUUGUGUAUAGCUUUCUAAUAUAUAAAUAUAUAUAAUAAUGAUUUUUGUUGGUUUCUUAGUGGAGUUUUUAUGUGCAGUUGCACAUGUUGUCUGGUUUGUUUAAUUUGAACUCUGACAGUGCUGUUCAGGGGUGUAUUUAGACUAACUUUAAAACAACAACAACAAAAAAACCAGCUGGGAAGCAUUACCAGGAUUGGUGUGACACAGAAAGAGACGGGCCUGAAUGAAAAACAACCUGCUUGUGGAAAAUGUCACGAGACUGGAACAUGAGAUGACACAGAAAUAAAUAAUAAGGCAUGAUGCGCAGGGUUGUCAAGCUGAUGAAGAAAUGCAGCUGACCCUCAGUCUGGAAUGCAUGUUUAUGCAUCAGACGUUUCAUUAUGCAUCUAAACAACCAAAUUUAACCAAAUUAAUCUCGUGGAUCAUAUUUUUCAAAUUUUUUUGAGUUUCCAUCUUCCGCAGUCUCCGUUUGUGUUCAAGAUGUUGCACUCACUCAUCUAAAAUGUGCAAUUUUCUUUGAUAUCAUAUUCAUGUAAUGCAAUUUUGCAAGUGCAUUGUGAUAAAUUAUUGCUGAUCAUUUCGGCCUAAUUCAAUUCUGUGUCAUGUGCUCAUGUUCCGGUCGAAAAGGCGCUCCAUAUCAUGUCACUGAAAGUUCAGUCGGAGAUGCAAGAGGACGAAACUGAUCAUGCUGGUAUGGGAGAAGCACAAUUGUUUAUUUUAGAUGAAUUGUUGUUUUUAUUUUCUCAUUUUUAAACGAUAAAACUAGCCACAUAUCUCUCUGCCUCCCACUCCCGUAUCUGUUGUCACUUAUGUGUUAUAAUAUUUCUAUGUGCAUAUUUCAUGCAGGUUCACAAUGUUGUUACUGUAUACAGUCUGUGUAGUCGAACGGGGCAGAGCCUCUGUAAUGGUGUUCUCUCUUUUAUUUUUUAAACUUCAGUACAAAAAGGUUGAGAAAAAAUAAAUAAAAUGAACAUGAUGUUUCAGGCAGUAAGUGUGGAGAAACCAAAGCCAGUGGCAUUUUCUGUGUUGUAAAAUCAACUUUUAUUUUCACAUACAUUUAUGGUUUUUGCAAGCAUUGAAACAAGAUAAUAAAAGAAUUUGCUCAAAUUUACAGCUGUUUUUGACAUUUCAAUCGCAGUCAAAUGUAGCUUUCAAGCUUCCAAGCUUCACUGUCCAUGACGACCGCAGUAAUUUACCUGUUUUGUCACUCAUUUGUCUCCCUGUGUGUUGCAUGUAUUUUAUUGACUUUUCUUUUUUUUUUUGCUCUGAAUCAAAAGAAUCAUUCAGGCCUAUUAUGUGACAAAUGCUUCUUGUCCACUUCAUCAAACCACAUUUCACACAAUUUCAUCUGCUCACUGAAUUUAAUCCACUUAUUUCAGUGUUAACAGUUCAAAUGGGAAAGUCUGGACAUUAAUUUCACACUUUACCAAAAGAGAAAACUUGUCUUUCUUUCCAUUUUAUGUUUGCUUUGUGUCUAUCAGAUUAGAAGCCAUUACUUUUCAUUUUCAAAAUGUCGGUACCUCAAAAUUGACUGAGGCAAUACCUCAGUGGAUCUUUUGAUUAGCCACUUGCAGUGCAAAGGGGAAAGCAUCAAUCUGUACAGCCAUGUGUAAUAACAUACAUUUGCUUCAUUGGGAAUCUUUGUUGCUCCACUGUGUUUGCGGUUUAUUUAAGUUGUGCUUAAAAUCUGACAUUUAAAAACAAUAUAUGUUAAAAUACUUCAAAAGUCAGUUUGUAGUAUCAAUGUAGCUUGUUAAAAAACCUGUAAAUGGGGAAAGUUUGGAACUAAUGUUUUCUGGAAAGCAAGAGCGGCUUUCAGCGGCAUAAGCUGGCCUUUGUCGCCACUCGAGACUAAGAUGGUGUUGAAUUAAAUCACAUCUCUGUAAUUCAAGGGCCUUGAUUCAGCUGUAUGUAGUGAAAACGUAUGGAGAUGAAAUAAAAGGCUUCUCUGGAGGGAAAGGCUAUUUGUAUUUUGCAGAGAUUUCAGUAAAGUUGCUGGCUUUCUUGGUUAUACUGA
This is a messenger RNA of Cololabis saira (Pacific saury), 5523 nucleotides long. It is a transcript of the gene mef2cb, whose product is annotated as myocyte enhancer factor 2cb. The transcript is spliced from 13 exons. Bases 559 to 2148 code for a protein of 529 amino acids. Gene Ontology annotation, molecular function: DNA-binding transcription factor activity, RNA polymerase II-specific; histone deacetylase binding; RNA polymerase II cis-regulatory region sequence-specific DNA binding. Lineage: Eukaryota; Metazoa; Chordata; Actinopteri; Beloniformes; Belonidae. The record is from RefSeq and is a predicted model, not a curated record. Gene Ontology annotation, biological process: cell differentiation; positive regulation of transcription by RNA polymerase II.